Messenger RNA from Carica papaya (papaya), 1017 nucleotides. RefSeq names its product agamous-like MADS-box protein AGL104. The record is from RefSeq and is a predicted model, not a curated record. Gene Ontology annotation, biological process: positive regulation of transcription by RNA polymerase II. Gene Ontology annotation, molecular function: protein dimerization activity; RNA polymerase II transcription regulatory region sequence-specific DNA binding. NCBI's taxonomy places the organism in Eukaryota, Viridiplantae, Streptophyta, Magnoliopsida, Brassicales, Caricaceae.
AUGGAUUUAAGGUGGAGGGGGAAGGGGAAGAAGAAGAAGAAAGCGGGUUUUGUAUUUAUAGAGUUAAAAGUUGCAUGGGGGAGAGUUAGUGUGGCACAAGAUUCGAAUAAGCGUUUAGGGAUGAUGAGAAAAGCUUAUGAGCUUUCAGUUCUUUGUGAUAUCGAUAUUGCUCUUAUCAUGUUUUCUCCAAGUCCCUCCCAGCGUCUCAGCCAUUUUUCCGGCAAGAAAAGGAUUGAGGACGUGUUUAUCCGUUACAUAAAUCUCCCAGACCAAGAAAGAGAACAUGCUUUAAUCUUCCCGGAGCAAGGCAGGCAUCCAGAUAUCCAAAACAAAGAGUAUUUGGUAAGGACCCUGCAGCAGCUGAAGUCUGAAAAUGAAGUUGCUCUCCAACUUACAAAUCCUGCAGCUAUCAACUCUGAGAUUGAGGAACUGGAGCAAGAAGUUAGCAGGCUACAACAACAACUUCACAUGGCAGAAGAGCAGAUAAGAGCGUACGAGCCAGACCCAUUGAGGAUGACAUCAAUGGGGGAGCUUGAAUCAUGCGAGAAGCAUCUUCUUGAUACACUGACUUGUGUUUUACAGAGAAAGGAAUAUUUGUUGAGUAACCACCUAUCUACAUAUGAUCCAUUUACCAUACAGCAGCAGCGAGGGAUGGCAACCGGGUUUGAAAACGACGUGGUGGGAUGGCUGCCUGAUGGAUCUCACAGCCAAGCCCCAUUAUUUGAUGCAUCUGCUCCGUUAAAUCCACUCAGGGAUCUGUCUUCUACAAUUUAUGAUCCGUUGCUAAGGGGAUCCGGAUCGACCACGAAUCCCAACAACGCCGAAAGCUUCCCGGACUGGCCUCCUCCGACUCAUCAGACUUUUACUACGUCUACUUCCUUGUUCCCUCAGAUCCAGCAUGGAAUUGUGGGACCAGACUUGCAAGAUAUCAUGCAAAGUGAACAGGUGGAGGUCCCUCUGACUGCCACGCACGCACAGCCAAAUCACCAACACACUAAUUACGAUCCCAACAAACUC